Messenger RNA from Chara braunii, 1319 nucleotides. NCBI's taxonomy places the organism in Eukaryota, Viridiplantae, Streptophyta, Charophyceae, Charales, Characeae. The record is from the annotation of a GenBank genome assembly.
AGGUCUUGUCUGUUAAGGGGGUAGAGUCUAAGUGGUGAGGGGUGGAACCGUUGCCCGGUUGUGCACCUGACACCAUGGUUGACACACGUGGUGGGAAGAGUACUACCCCUUACACCCAGGCUCAGGAGGAGCAAUUUGCCACCAUCCUGAGAGAGAGAAGGGAGAAGAAGGAGAAGAAGGAGCUCCUCAAACAGGCGAAGCUAAAGGCGAUAGCGAAGGAGCAGGCGACGAAGAAGAAAAAGUUGGAGGAGGAGAUAUUAAGACUACUGCAGGAGGAGGAAGGGAAAAGAAGUGUUGUCGAAGAAGAAGCAGCAGCAGAGGAGGGGGAAGUAGAAGAAGAACCCCUUGAAAGGAGGCAUGGGGGAGAGAGAGGAGAAACUAGUGGCACGAAGGCAGAAGGCAAGUGGAUGGAGAAAAAAAUUAGCGAGUGGGUGGCUAACUUAUCGCUGGGUGAGGAUGAGGAGGCGAUGCCGUACGUGCCUCAAGAGGAGAAAGAAGCAUUCGCCAUGGAGCUGGAAGCUAAGGAGGACCCCCUGGAAUGCCAGACGAUGGAAGACGAGCAGAGAUUAGAGUGGAAGUUGCGUCUGGCAAGGGAAAAGAAGAGGAGGAGGGAGGAGGCCAACCGAAUGGCCAAAGAAGUGGAGAAGAUUCAGGCGUGUAGGCGGGAAGUACAAGCCCAAGAAGAAACCCCUGCCAAAUUAGAUAAGAUUUUGGGUCAUCUUGAGAUUGUGAGUCAGGCCUGGCUUGAGGAACAUCAGGCCAAUAAGGGUCAGGAAGUGACCCUCCACUCCAUCCGGACCGACUUUAGAGAGUUUGCGUGCGACGUGGUGACCCACGUCAGGAUCAAGGUCAAGAGAUUGAAGGAAGGCGCAGAGAAGUUCUGCGCAGGCGCCAAAGUAGUGGUCGAAGAUGAAGUGCGUCCCCGCAAAGAGCCCGUCAAGCUCAAAUUUCUUGACUCGUAUAGCGGGACAAAGGACGAUAGUUUUGAUAACUGGGAGGCCAGCAUCAAUACAUAUGUGUAUCUACAACAUAUCGCCCCCGAGGAACAAGUCCUCGUAGCCUUCCAUGCAUUGAAGGAUGACGCGGCCAGUUUUGCCAGGUCCCUUGCGCGCACAACCGAUUGUGAAAACAAUAUGGUUGCAUACUCUAGGCUCACCCCUCUUUUCACUUUCCUCAAACUCCUGCGAGAGAGGUUCGCUGACGUCACAAGGGGCGUCAGGGCCUCUGAUAUGCUUCAGACCAUCCACUCACGAUAGUGGAGGAGUGCGCGAGCACUCAAAGCUGUCAUGGACGACUUGGUAGCCGUCCCAGACCACGGG